Molecule: messenger RNA, 7045 nt
Organism: Pseudoliparis swirei
Lineage: Eukaryota; Metazoa; Chordata; Actinopteri; Perciformes; Liparidae
Product: focal adhesion kinase 1-like
Exons: 39
Coding region: 716-4993 (1425 amino acids)
Biological process (GO): signal complex assembly; protein phosphorylation
Cellular component (GO): focal adhesion; cytoskeleton
Molecular function (GO): ATP binding; protein tyrosine kinase activity
Source: RefSeq, a predicted model, not a curated record
CUGUAUCUGGCAAUAUUAUGUUGUCAAUAAUUAAUUAAUAAUGAAUACAUAUGAAUUGUUCCGUUCAACCAGUAGACGGACCCCUAAAGCCAUCAAUUUGCUCACACACUGGACAGUGUGGAGUAAUUUGGGAAUAGUGAAUGUGGUCUCUGUGACUUUAUUCGGAAACAUACAUUGAGGAGGGUUUUGUAAUAUGGGGGCGUUAAUACAACAUACUUUUGGGGGGACCCAUGCUGUGUAGUGCUGGACACGUAGGGCCCCUCUCCUGCUGUCAGUGCGCCCAGACAGCUGCAGCCAUGUUGGAAAAGCUCCGCUCCGGCAGCAGCAGCAGCGGCGGCGGUGCUAACAGUUAGCGUCAGUGGACACCGACUACCGGGCACGGCGCUGUUGAGGACAAACACAGACCGGGAGAGGGGCUCAUACCGGAGAGGCACAGCCGCCAAGCCGGCUCUGGUACCAACGGGUUCAUACAUUUAUAUAAAACCCGAACUCACCGGCUGGUUACGGGGAGUAGGUGCGGCCGGGGCUCCAGAGCUGAAGCGGACAGACAAGUGGUGCAGUGGCCGAAACCAGCCCUCUCGGUUCCUCCGCCGAGGUGCAAAGGUCUAACCGAGCGACGGGGCUUGAGAGCGAGCGGGUCAGGUCCUGCUGAACCCGAGCCCCUCGCCUGCGCUGCCUUCUCGACCACAGUCCACUUCUCGCUGUGGUGGGCCGAAUGAAAGUGUUGACGUCUGAACCGCCGGGCACCGAUCAGCCCUUGAGCUCAGAUAUUUCCAGAAUCACAUACUACGCCGAAUAUGACGGACAGUUAGCCCCCGCAGGAGGAUCUGAAUCGGGCAUGGCAUCGUCUUCCUACUUGGAACCCAACCUCAAUCACUCCGCAGCGAGUGGUUGUGGGGUUAAAUCCCGGUCUGUGAUGCCUGGUGGUACCGGUGGUGGUACCAGUGGCUCUGCUGGCGGCCUUGAGCGGCCCUCAGGCUCCAUGGACCGGGUGCUAAAGAUCUUCCAUUAUUUUGAGACGAACAGCGAACCAUGCACCUGGGCGAGUAAUAUCAGGCAUGGAGAUGCUACCGAUGUCAGGGGUGUUAUUCAGAAGAUAGCAGAGAUCCACAAGUUGCGCUGUGUGUCCUCUCUGGGCCUCCGUCUGACCCAUCUGCACUCUGAUGCACUCCAUUGGUUACACCCUGAUUUGGGCGUGUGUCACAUCAGAGAAAAAUAUGAGAAACAGCACCCCCAGGAGGAAUGGAGGUAUGAGUUGCGGAUGCGGUACCUUCCGAAAGGUUACCUCAGCCAUUUCUCUGAGGACAAACCCUCCCUUAGCUACCUAUAUCACCAGGUGAAGAGUGACUACAUGCAGCAUAUCGCUGAUCAGGUGGAUCAAGAAGUUUCUCUGAAACUGGGUUGUUUGGAAAUUAGGAGGUUCUUCAGAGAGAUGCCAGGCAACGCCCUGGAUAAGAAAUCCAAUUAUGAACUAUUAGAGAAAGACGUUGGUUUAAGAAGGUUCUUCCCCAAAAGCCUGCUGGACUCCCUCAAGGCGAAGACUCUGCGUAAGCAGAUCCAGCAGACCUUUAAGCAGUUUGCUAACCUCAACGAUGAGCAGAGCAUCCACAAGUUCUUUGAGAUCCUCUCUCCCAUCUACCGCUUUGACAAAGAGUGCUUCAAAUGUGCUUUGGGGUCUAGUUGGGUGAUAUCAGUAGAGUUAGCUAUCGGACCAGAAGAAGGAAUCAGCUACCUCACAGAUAAGGGCUCAAUGCCUACACACUUAGCUAACUUUAACCAGGUUCAGUCCAUCCAAUACUCUGCUUUGGAAGAGAAGGACAGGAAAGGCAUGUUGCAGCUCAACGUAGCAGGAGCUCCAGAGCCCCUCACAGUCACCACGGCAUCGCUAACUACGGCAGAAAACAUGGCUGACUUGAUUGACGGAUACUGUCGACUCGUCUCCUCAGCUACUCACUCCUUCAUUGUCAGAGUGCACAAAGAAGGGGACCGAGCUCUGCCGUCCAUCCCCAAAGUAUCAAAUCAUGAGAGGCGGAUGGAAAAACGAAUGGAAGGAGUACGGACCCGAGCUGUUUGUGUCUCAGGUCACACUAGUGGUGAUGAAACGGACGACUAUGCGGAGAUCAUAGAUGAGGAGGACACGUACACGAUGCCUUCAAAAUACUAUGGACUAGAUCAAGCACGGGACUAUGAGAUUCAGCGAGAUUGUAUAGAGUUGGGACGCUGCAUAGGCGAGGGUCAGUUUGGAGACGUCCACCAAGGAGUCUACAUCAGCCCGGAGAACCCAGCCCUGUCUGUGGCAGUGAAGACGUGUAAGAAUUCAACAUCCGACAGCGUCAGGGAAAAAUUUCUCCAAGAAGCCUUGACCAUGCGUCAGUUUGACCACCCCCACAUUGUAAAGCUGAUGGGUGUCAUCACUGAUAAUCCAGUUUGGAUCAUCAUGGAGCUCUGCACACUCGGAGAGUUACGGUCCUUCCUCCAGGUGAGGAAGUACAGUCUAGACUUGGCCACUCUCAUCUUGUACUCGUACCAGCUCAGCGCGGCACUGGCAUAUCUGGAGAGCAAGCGCUUUGUGCACAGGGACAUUGCCGCACGGAACGUGUUGGUGUCUACAGUCGACUGUGUAAAGCUUGGGGACUUUGGUUUGUCUCGAUACAUGGAAGAUAGCUCGUAUUAUAAAGCCUCUAAAGGUAAACUGCCUAUUAAAUGGAUGGCUCCAGAAUCCAUCAACUUCAGGCGAUUUACCACAGCCAGUGACGUCUGGAUGUUUGGCGUUUGUAUGUGGGAGAUCCUAAUGUUCGGUAUCAAGCCUUUCCAGGGCGUGAAGAACAACGACGUCAUCGGCAGGAUAGAGAAUGGGGAGCGACUGGCGAUGCCCCCCCAGUGUCCUCCUACUCUCUACAGCUUGAUGACAAAGUGUUGGUCGUAUGAUCCCAGCAAGAGGCCACGCUUCACCGAACUCAAAACACAGCUGAGCACUAUAUUAGAGGAGGAGAAGCUCCAGCAGAUGGAACGGAGCAGGAUGGAGAUGAGGAGACAGGUCACUGUGUCAUGGGACUCUGGAGGGUCUGAGGAAGCACCGCCGAAGCCCAGCCGUCGUCGCUCCCUGCAGCCCACCUUCAGUCUGGAUUGUCUGUCUGCUCCUUCGCCUCACCACCAUUGCCAUCAAAACCAGCACUUUGCUUCACAGCUUUCCCUCUGCUUUGGAAACCCUCACCCUUCAUCCCCCUUCACCUCUUCUCAGCUUCCCACUCCUCCACUCUGCAUAUCGUCUCUACAAUGUCCCUAUCACUUUUCUCCCAAUCCUCAGCCUCAAUUACCUCAUUUUCAAAAUAUCUCAUUCUGCAAGAGCUCUUUCUCUCAGCACAGCGGUGAAUUCAAAUUCAAAUCUGAAUCCAGAGCCAGCUUGUCCCUCCAGUCAGAGACUAACUUCUACCGUCCUCACGGCAGUUCAGAGAGCCUGUCGAAUGGCAGCUGCCCCCACAAUACAAAUCCCCCUUCUAAAGGCCACCUGCUCUGUUCAUCCCAGCCCAAGUCGGACAACUCACUCUCCCAUCCCUGGCACUGCUCCCCACUCCUUUCCCAGUCUAGUCCUAACCUUAACUCUCUGCCCCACAGCAUGUCAAACAUGUGUCCCUACACCCUCCAAAACAUUCAGCCCAAGGCAAAUUCAGAUCUUAAAAGCCUGCUGUUGCGCAGUUUUCACUGGAGCUGCCAAAUUAAUCCCAGUACCCCAGGACAACCUGACUCUGACCCCCAGCGCCAACCCCCUGCUGUGCAGUCAUGUGGGAGGCCCACGCUGGUCUCUCCGGCCCCCCUCCCAGUCUCCUCUCACUACCCUCAGCAUCCACACGGUCGGAUGCUAAGCCUCCCUGUAACGACCACGACCCCUUGUCCCGCCUCUUGCUCUGAAAGACACAUGUCUAGACCCUUGAAGCCGAGUAGACCCGGAUAUCCCAGUCCUCGCUCAAGUGAAGGUUUCUACCCCAGUCCCCAAAAUCCUGGACACUACCAGAUGGCAGCGUACCCCGGCCCUCACACCCUCCCCUCGGUGCCCAGCGCCCUGUACCCCCCACAGGCUGCGAUGCUGGAAACACACCACGCGCACACACACCCCCGCCACCAUGUCCACACACACUCGCACACACAGCACCUUCCCCAUCCACAUGGACACGACAUGGCGCUAUGGGGCUCUGCGAUGGAGGACAGGGCAGUAGACAUGCAGCAGUGUGUAGGCCAACAGUGCCUGUUAAUGGAGGAACAGCUGAUGAUACAACAACAGCAGAUGGAGGAGGACCAGAAGUGGCUGGAGCAGGAGGAAAGGCUGCUGAAACCAGACUCUAGAAGUUCUAGAGGGAGUCUGGACAGAGAGGACGGUGGACUCCAACCACCGACAGGAAACCAGAACAUAUACCAGCCCGUUGGAAAAGCAGAGCACGCGGCUCCCCCAAAGAAGCCCCCUCGACCUGGGGCCCAGGGCCAGGUGGGCAGUCUGACCUGCCUGAAUACUGGAGACAGUUACAACGAUGGAGUCAAGCCCUGGCGGCUGCAGCCCCAAGAGAUAAGCCCGCCCCCCACGGCCAAUCUGGACCGCUCCAACGACAAGGUGUACGAGAACGUGACGGGAUUGGUCAAAGCUGUGAUCGAGAUGUCGAGCAAGAUUCAACCGGCUCCUCCAGAGGAAUACGUUCCCAUGGUCAAGGACGUGGGUCUGGCGUUGAGGACGUUACUGGCCACAGUGGAUGAGACUCUACCACAACUUCCAGCCAGUACACACAGAGAGAUCGAGAUGGCACAGAAACUUCUGAACUCAGACUUGGCAGAGCUGAUUGGGAAGAUGAAGUUAGCCCAACAAUAUGUGAUGACCAGCCUCCAGCAGGACUAUAAGAAGCAGAUGUUGACAGCGGCUCACGCUCUUGCAGUUGAUGCCAAAAACCUGCUGGAUGUCAUCGACCAAUCGCGGCUCAAGAUGAUGUCCCAGUCCCGCCCGCACUAGCCUCGACAGCUGAACCGAGCGACAGGGAACUGGUCUUUUAUUUGAGAGGCAGCAUCACUUUGGUUACUGUUAGCAAUGGAGAAUCGUGACGUGUGAGAGUUGUCUUCGCUGACUGCUUUACAUCAAAGGAGAACAACAGCGCUGAUCCCGUCCGAUCCCGUGGGCGCGGAGGACGUCUCUCCACCACUGUGACUUUCGUAACACUAGAACACAGCAGAAACACUUCCUGAAUCAGGGACCGGGCAGCUUCUCUCACUUUGGACUGUAAUAUAAUAACGAGAGGAGGAAAGGCAACAAGGAAGUGUCGGGAUUUUUUAAAUAUGGGUGAUCCGGAUUCCUGGGAUCCCGGGUUAUAAAAGGUUCGAAACCCUCUGACAGAAACACUGUCCUGGGAGUGAUUCCAUCUGGAACCGUCGGCAUCGGGUGGACUCGUCUCAGCGGGAUAACGAAGCAGAGCCGUCACAACCGGGUCGGACUGCGUUCGCUCUGCAACAUAUCUGCAUGAAACUUCACUGUGGAAAUGGACUCAGCCGUCAGCCAGCAGCCAUCAUCAAGGCAUUUGUUGAUGUCAUGUGUCGUGACCCCUGGAUGUUGUGAACUUUACCUCCACAGGACCAUGGAUUCUUUUGAUCGAACCACAUGUUAUCCGCUCGGCUCCGAUCACGUGCGUCGCUUCGAUCGGAUGCUUCAACAAGGGCAUCGAGUGAAGACCGCGUUGGUUUGAAGAAGCAGCCUCUUCAUCCCAUCUUUCCUCACCAGGUUUUAUUUAUAGACUCUGAAAUUGCAGAGGAGGAGACGGAGGGAGAGACGGGUAUUACAACUUGAGGACAGUGCUGCCUGAAGGAAGAACACACUCUCCUCGUCUUUUUUUAGCUAUUUUACCCACUUUUCUCCCCCUUUUUGUUCUCACUCUUCCUCUCCAUCGUGAAGUCUUCCUCAGCUCCUCUCUGAGCCAGUUUUAAAGACUCCAAAUGUGAAGAAUACGACUCUGUCUGGGUGAACGGCGCAGACAGGACCCUUCCUUCUCGCACUCUGUCUAGUGAACCCUUUUAUCGGCGGGCUCCAUGUUUUUUGUUUUGUUUCAGCGGUCACAAUCUUCUUCCUCUUUACUGAACACGUAGAAUACAAGCAGAUAUUCAAUCCCAGCACUGACUCUGAUGAGCGAAAACAAAAUACGAAGGUGGGUUUUGAGGAUUUACUUGGUGUAACUGGAUAUUUCCUAUUAGGAAGAGAAGAACAUGUCUCAGACUGGUCACUGAGCUCGACUGAACCUUUUUCUGUGAAGACAGUGUCUCGUAUCCUUCCUUUCUCCUCACCUACAGUCCUGAUCGCGUUCAGUUGUUCCUCGUACGAGACUGGUGUCACGCCUUUACCUGUCCCCUCACCCACCGGUGUCACAGAGUGAAUUUACUGAGGACACAAACAAACCUCACAACUGGAACCUCUGUGCUUUGAGUCCCAGGUUUGGUCAGGUGUAACUCUUUAAAUAUGUCCCUCGAACCAACAGUCCCUAGACACACACACACACACACACACACACACGAAAUGUGGCGCCACAUGACGGGAGCUUGUCUUGCAGACACAAAACACUGAACUGAAAAUGCAGCAGAUCACACGUGUCUUUGUUAAUCGUGACCCCACAUGGAGUAUGACAUACUGCUAUAUGAAAUAUACUGGUGACUAGUAUAGCAUGACGAACAGGUAUGGAGAAGAGCAUAUUUGCACAGCACCCAAAAAAGAAAAUCCUACCUUUUUUUGAAGCCUAUUUAACCCAGCUUUGAUUUCCAGGUUUAGCCAGCAAUGAAACGAUCAAAUAUCUGGGUUUUGUAGGGAUUUUAAAAAUGUAAAAAACAAUCUAUUUUAUCUCGUCGUUGCGUAAAUCUGCUCAUGUUGGUAUAUUGUAAGCUAUACUGGUGUGAAUCACUGGUGAAUUGUACAGAACUAGUACGAGUAAACACUGGUUUUUAUUUUGUCUUCUGGGCUAAAUCAGCCAUCUUGUCAAAUCGGAGGAGGAAAAAAAUGAAAUAAAAAGAAUAACGAAAUGAAAAAUCA